Messenger RNA from Platichthys flesus (European flounder), 3856 nucleotides. RefSeq names its product DEP domain containing 1a (gene depdc1). The transcript is spliced from 12 exons. Bases 107 to 2719 code for a protein of 870 amino acids. Gene Ontology annotation, biological process: intracellular signal transduction. NCBI's taxonomy places the organism in Eukaryota, Metazoa, Chordata, Actinopteri, Pleuronectiformes, Pleuronectidae. The record is from RefSeq and is a predicted model, not a curated record.
GUCCGUGUCAGACUCUGAUCCGCAGCUUCUCCCGAGUUAUGGACGUUUUCUCCGGUUCGCUCCUCGCGUGAAGUCUGAACCUCAUCUCCGUCUCGUGUGAUAGAAUAUGAAUUCUCACGUGAUCACCCCUGGACCGUACCGAGCCACCAAACUGUGGAAUGAAGUCACCCGCCUGUUUCGGUCUGGCAUGCCCCUCAAGAAGCACCGGCAGAACUUUCGGCACCACGCCUCCUGCUUCACCGCCUCCGCCGCCGUGGACUGGCUGCACCAGCUGCUCCGUAGCAACAGCAAUUUUGGCCCAGACGUCACCAGGCAACAGACGGUGCAGCUCCUGAAGAAGUUCCUGAAGAACCACGUGAUCGAGGACGUGAAGGGUCGCUGGGGCACCGAGGACCUGGAGGACAGCGGCUCGCUGUACAGAUUCCCCUCCACCUCUCCUCUAAAGCCGAUUCCCCGCCCGGCUCCAACCUCCAGCUCCAUAAGGAAAAGACCUUCACUCAGGGACAAGGACGGUUUCUUCAGGUUCAGGAGUUUAAAGAAGCACGAGAAGGAGACACAGGAAAAUGUGGAUCCUGCUCUCCAGACAGGGGAAGAGAAUCAUCCAGACCAGCAGCUGCAUAGACGAGAGCUGACAGUGGAGGACGAACAGGACAUCUGGAGAGACAUCACCCUAACCCACCUGCAGAGGAUUCUGGGACUUGCGUCUCUUGAGGAGGUUUUAAACCAGCGUUCUAUAAACCCCCACAACAUCAUCCACAAUAUGACCAAAGUCAACAAGCACGGAGUCGUCACACUGGACGACAAGACCGAUGACCUUCCACACUGGGUCUUGUCUGCCAUGAAGAGCUUGGCCAACUGGCCAAAGUACGACAGCGCACAGCCGUCCUACCCCGGCUUCGAGAGGGACGUCUUCAAAACAGUGUCCGAUUACUUCUACAGCCUCCCGCAGCCGCUGCUCACAUACGAACUGUACGAACUGUUUAUCAACGUCCUGGUGUUCUGUGGGUACGUCACAGCACCCCCUACGUACCAACGCGGGAAACGCAAGAAGUCUGACCUCCCUUCGGUACCGCCUCCAGCCAAGGCAUCGUUUCGCUCCACCGAGUGUCUCCUCCUGUCACUUCUCCGACAGGGCACGUGUGACGAGGGCGAGUCGCCCAUGACGGACGUGCUCGGCGGGAAGCUUCAGUCGCGGAUGGCGGCGCUAAAGGGCAGCGGCGCUGGCAACCCUCAGUUUGGAGGCAGCUGCACGAGCCUGAGUACAUUCGUUUCCACGAGACCUCAAACCAGGAGCGGCUCGCUGGAAACCAUCCUCAGUGACUCCGCCCCUCUCACCCGGCAACAGCUGUUCCUGUCCAAUGAAAGCCUGGCGUCCUGCAGCCUCAGCAGGAGCCACAGUGACAGCUCGGCCAUCGCGUCGCCCCAGAGUGACUUUACACCCGUGACCAAAGCAACCCCUGUCGCACGCGAACCUGCUGCAGGAGUUAGAGGAAGGAACAGACUGUCAGUCGCUCAGAGGCUGAAUCCCCUGCGGCCGCGCAGCGUAGGCAGCUGUCUAGAUAUUGUUAUAGAAACCAGGGAGGAGGAGGACAAGGAGACCAAGUGGCAGGGCCGAGCCGCCAGCUGCCUCAAUGUAAACGCUCCUUCAGACCUGCAGCACUUCUCCGCAGCUUCACGCCCUUCCUUAUCCUCCUUUCAUCCCUCCUCAUCCUCCUGUCAUCCCUCCUCAUCCUCCCUACAUCCUUCCUCCUGUUCUUUCGAUCCUUUCUCCUCCCUCUCUUCAACUGCUGUGGGCCGAGCACAAGAGGCUCAUGCUACUGCAGGACUGGGCGGGCCCAGACCCGGCGGGCCCAGACCCGCCUCCAGUACCUCUAAUCUCUGGAUGCCUCCUGCCCCCGCUGCCGUCCGGCGCUGCCUCAGCUCUCUGGACGUGUCCAAGCCGCCUCGACCUGUUUCACUGUUCAAACGUCCUGUCUGUGUGCCCGCCAGCAGCUCCCAUCCCCCGCAACCCAAACCCGAGCACAGCCUUCUCCAGUCUCACUGUGAGCGCGUGGCCAUCGAGGCCCUGCAGCUCUGCACCCUCCUCCUCCCCCCCACCUCCCGCAGGAAGUUGCAGCUCCUCAUGAGGAUGAUGUCGCGCAUCAGCCAGAACGUGGACAUGCCGCGCCUCCACCCGGCCAUCGGCACCCGGACACUGAUGGUUCACACGUUUUCCGGCUGUGUGCUGGGCAGCGCUGAGGAGUGUGAUUUGGACGAACUGUUGGCCACCAGACUGGUUUCGUUUCUAAUGGACCAUCAACAGAGCAUCCUGUCUGUCCCCGACUACCUGCUCGGCGCCAUCAGUGACCACGUGCAGUACCUCCGCACAGCCCAGGUCCCCAUCGACACUGGCUUUAAUGUGGACAGCAGCGAUGUGGUCAGCAUCCCGGUGCCUGUGUUCGCGUUCUGCCGUCAGAUCAGCGGAGCCGAGUUCGAGCAGCAGAAGCAGGCGUCGUCCCGGAAGGCCAUGGAGGACUUACUGGAGAUCCUGCUGACGGACCAGAACAUCAGUGAGAAGGACAGACGCAAGAAACUGAAGCAGUUCCAGAAGCAGUACCCAGACAUCUACAGUCACCGGUGCCCCGCCUCCGGCCGCGAGAACAAGGCCGACAACAAGCCAAAGAUGAAACCUGCCCUGCUCAACAUCAAGAAAACCAAACCUUUCAGCAUCCGGAACUAAAUUUUACCAGGAGUCAGCAGCGUAGGAAGGUGACGGUCAACACGACGGUUGAGCUGCACGAGAACUGAACUGAAGCUGAACUGCUGAGAGACGAUGGAGACCCCCCCCCCCCCCCCUCCUCUGAGCAGCCGUUAACUGUCUGUCGUUACAUUGGAACUCCGUUAGUGUUGUUGGGUCUCAGCUAUGUGGCUGGAGGAGAAUCUACAAAGGUGUGUGCGUGUGUGUUCAGUGUGUGGGUGUCCUCAGUAUAUGUGUGUGUGUGUUCAGUGUUCAGUAUGUGUGUGUUCAGUGUUUCUGUGAUCAGUGUACAUUUUGGGAAAAAUAUACAAGUCUGGGAUCACUGGUACACGUGGGAAAACCUAGACUAUAGAUUAAUUUAUAUGAUGAUGUCAUUGUGACCAGCGCUAACGUAUGAAGUGUAUUUUUGUCGUAUUUACACCAAACAUAGAUCCUCAAGUUUUAUCUGAAAUGCUUGUUAGACUCUUAACAUCGUUUUUUCUCUCAGAUUUGAUUUGUCGCUCUUAUCUUUCGCUUCCUACGGUUUAGUUUUUCUAUUCUUACUUUAAUGUCCUUGUAUGUUUUUAGCAAUUAUAGAAUUUUAAAGUUGUACCACAAAAGGGAUUUUUUUAGAUUUUCAAAUUCUCCCAUUCUUGAUUAUUUUUACAUCUCUCUCCCCCUCGCUCAUUUUGUUUAGUAUUUCCGUGUCUGGUCUGGAGUACGUCCCGGAUUCUGUUUAUUGGACAGAGCGAUGUUUUGCACUGGGUUUGUGUUGUGAAAUGACCAGUGAGCUAAUGUCAAUCAUCAGAACGGUUAAUUUAUACAUAUUUAAUGGCUGAUAGACUCCUUAAAGACGGCCUUGAGCUGUAUGUGCUGCUCAUAAUGAGCGGAGCUGAUGUCGAUUGGGUUUUAAUUCGUCAAGUGUCUGAGGAAAAGACUCAAAAGGUUUAGUUUUUAUUUCUCUUACUCUAUAUGAAGUAUUUGUACGACCCUGGUACGUGUUUGUCUUUACCUCAGAUGUAACCAUGUACACACUCGUCAGUGUUUUUGAUGAAGACCUUUUACAGAGGAUUCGUAUGUUUUACUCUUCCUCAUUGUUUACUAUGCAAAGUCUUUGGAAAUAAACCUGUUUCUAUUUAA